CCGCUGCGGGUCCUAACUGUGCUCCGCUCGCCCGGUGUGUGUGUCCCACGGUCAAGCGACCCGUCUCCUCUUCUUGUUCCCCCCCCUCCUCACCCCGUCGACAUGUUCCGCUGCCUCGCUCCGGCUCGGUUCGCCUCGGCUCGGUUCGCCUCGGCUUCCUCUCAGCGGGUCAACUCGCGACUCGCGUUGUGCGCGCGAGGGCCGAGCAGCCGAGUUAGCUCGCGCGCCCUCGCUGGAGGCCUGCAGGGUGGGCAGCAGCAGCAGCAGCAGCAGUGGUGGCGCAGUCAGCCCAGAGUGUGGAGCGCCCAGCGCGGCGGCCUCGGCAUCAGCCAACAGUCGUACUACAGCACCCAGGAGGCCAAGAAGGAGGCCGAGAAGGAGGCCGAGAAGGAGCCCGAGAAGGAGCCCGAGAAGGAGCCCGAGAAGGAUGCCGAGAAGGAGCCCGAAGAGGAGCCUCUGCACACCAUCAUCGCUGACACAGAGUCUGUUCAAGGUAGUUUCUCCAAACAUGAAUUUCAGGCUGAGACGAAAAAACUUUUGGACAUUGUUGCCAGGUCCUUGUACUCUGAGAAAGAGGUGUUCAUCAGGGAGUUGAUCUCCAACGGCAGUGACGCUCUGGAAAAACUGCGCCAUAAACUGAUGACAGCGGAUGGAGAAACUGCUCAGAUGGAGAUCCACCUUCAGACCGACGGUGCCAAGGGCACCUUCACCAUCCAGGACACGGGGGUGGGGAUGACCCAAGAGGAGCUGGUGGCCAACCUGGGGACCAUCGCCCGCUCCGGGUCCAAGGCCUUUUUGGAUGCCCUGCAGGACAAGGCGGAGGCCAGCAGCACCAUCAUUGGCCAGUUCGGGGUGGGAUUCUACUCGGCCUUCAUGGUGGCCGACCGCGUUGAAGUCUACUCUCGGUCCGCGGAGACCGACGCACCUGGAUACAAGUGGUCCUCAGACGGCUCUGGAGUUUUUGAGAUCGCCGAAGCCGGUGGCGUUCAACGGGGGACGAAGAUCGUGCUGCACUUCAAAGACGACUGCAAGGAGUUUUCCUCCGAGGACAGAGUCAAAGAGGUUGUGACAAAGUACAGCAACUUUGUGAGCUUCCCCAUCUUCCUGAACGGACGGCGGCUCAACACUCUGCAGGCCUUGUGGAUGAUGGAGCCGAAGGAGAUCAGUGGCUGGCAGCACGAGGAGUUCUACCGCUACGUCGCUCAGGCCUACGACAAGCCGCGCUACACGCUGCACUACCGCGCCGACGCCCCGCUCAACAUCCGCAGCAUCUUUUAUGUCCCUGACUCGAAGCCGAGCAUGUUUGACGUGAGCAGGGAGAUGGGCUCCAGUGUGGCUCUGUUCAGCAGGAAGGUCCUGAUCCAGACCAAAGCCACCGACAUCUUGCCCAAGUGGCUUCGCUUCCUCCGAGGUGUGGUGGACAGCGAGGACAUCCCCUUGAAUCUGAGCAGAGAGCUGCUGCAAGAAAGCGCCCUCAUCAGGAAGCUCCGUGACGUCCUGCAGCAGAGGGUGAUCCGCUUCCUGCUGGACCAGAGCAAGAAGGAGCCGGAGAAGUACGGCAAGUUCUUUGAGGACUACGGCCUCUUCAUGAGGGAGGGCAUCGUCACCACCCAGGAGCAGGACGUCAAGGAGGACAUUGCGAAGCUGUUGAGGUUCGAGUCUUCAGCUCUGCCACCGGGUCAGCACACCAAUCUGAUGGAGUACUCCUCCCGGAUGACGGCGGGCACGCGCAACAUCUACUACAUGUGCGCGCCCAACCGCCAUCUUGCAGAGCACUCUCCCUACUACGAGGCCAUGAAGCAGAAAGACAUGGAGGUGCUGUUCUGCUACGAGCAGUUUGACGAGCUCACGCUGCUCCACCUGCGCGAGUUUGACAAGAAGAAGAUGAUCUCCGUGGAGACCGACAUCGUGGUGGAUCACUACAAAGAGGAGAAGUUUGAAGACAGCAAGCCCGCCUCCGAGCGGCUGACCCAAGAGCAAGCCGACGACCUGAUUUCCUGGAUGAAGAACGCUUUGGGCCCCCGAGUCACCAACGUCAAGCUGACUCCUCGGCUAGACACCCACCCAGCUAUGAUCACUGUGCUGGAAAUGGGUGCUGCACGCCACUUCCUCCGCACCCAGCAGCUGGCUCGCACCCCCGAGGAGAGAGCUCAGAUACUGCAGCCCACACUGGAGAUCAAUUCAGGACAUGAUCUGAUCAAGAAGUUGCAGGCGCUGAAGGACUCGAACUCUGACCUGGCUGGUCUGUUACUGGAACAGAUCUAUGAUAACGCCAUGAUCACAGCCGGCCUGAACGACGAUCCCCGGCCGAUGAUUUCCCGGCUGAAUGACCUGCUGACUAAAGCUCUGGAGAAGCACUGAGCCGCAGACCACUUGGUGUUGAUGACGGGGGGCUCGUGAAGUAUUUACAGGCCUCGUUGAUCUGGAGCCAUCUACGCCCUCUCUGGAGUGCUCCGUUCAUUAUGGAGAGCACGUAAAUGCUUCAUAAGCACAGCUGGCGUGAAGAUGAACUGCUGGAAGCUUCUCCAUAAACACCUGCGUGUGUUUAUGCUCCACGUUCAAUACUAUUUCAUAAAGCUCCAUGUCGCCCACGUGGAUGAAAACCAGCCACAAACAAUGAUGAGAGUGCAAAACUACAACGCAGGCCAAGAGUGGAAGUCAAAACUCUUGAUAUCUGUGUAACUAGAGCAGCUUUAUUAUGAAGUGUGGAUUAGAAGACGUCCUCACUGCUGAAUAGAGCCGUUAAACACUUUUUAUAAGCCCUCCAAUAUUAAUUAAUAUUUUGUGUUGACUGUUGCAGUUCCUGGGGUUGAGGGGUGUAUUUCAUGUAAUUGUUUUUGAACCGUCAAAUGAAGAAAAGAAAAUGUCAUUUAAUCUAAACCUGUGUACGAGCUGCAAAUGUGACUCGGUGGCAGAUUCUCCACAGGUGUCGUUGAUAAUAUCAAAGUGCCAGCGAAUCUAAUAAAAUGCAUUU
Cyclopterus lumpus (lumpfish) is the source of this 2974-nucleotide messenger RNA. It is a transcript of the gene trap1, whose product is annotated as TNF receptor-associated protein 1. Gene Ontology annotation, molecular function: protein kinase binding; ATP hydrolysis activity; ATP binding. Gene Ontology annotation, cellular component: mitochondrial inner membrane. The transcript is spliced from 18 exons. The coding region runs from base 103 to 2361 and encodes 752 amino acids. The record is from RefSeq and is a predicted model, not a curated record. NCBI's taxonomy places the organism in Eukaryota, Metazoa, Chordata, Actinopteri, Perciformes, Cyclopteridae. Gene Ontology annotation, biological process: protein folding.